UUAUUAAUUAGUCUAGAUCUAAACACGUAGUUAAUCUGUGAUUCUGCCUGAACCACCGUUAAACUUUUAUUUUGAAUUGUGUCUUUUCUAAUAUGAAUAUAAGUGUGUGUGUGUGUGUGUGUGUGUGUGUUGUUCUCUUAUGUAUGUAUCUAUCUGUAUGUUCACUGGUCCUUCCUGUCUUCCUGGUCUUGGUUACAUAAGUGUCUAUUUAUGAGCAGCUCUCUGCCUCCAGCGUUACCAGUGAUCCUCUUAGUGUCUGUCCCACAACACACACACAGAGAGGUGGACAGUGAGGGACGAGGACACGCGGGGGUAAAAAGACGUGACUUGUCAUAUUUAUUUUCUGACUCUUUUGUGCGCAGAGCAGGUGUAAUAGAGUUGUCUCCUGAGGGCUGUUGUUUGGAUGACGUUGUUGUUAGUGAUGGAGUCAGGAGAGUUGGACGGUAGAAGGCUGUUGUCUGAGGCAGAUAUGACUCUGCUGGACUGCACCGGAGCCAGAAUCUCUGGCUGCUGGUCCCUGAGGUCCAACUGCAGUGGGAGUGGCGAGGACUCACUGGACCGGCUUUUGCCCCCCUCCGGGGCCCCUCGCCGCAGGAGCACUACCUCACUGAGUAAAUCCGAGCCUCCUCUGCUCCGCACAGGCACACGCACCAUCUACACGGCCGGUCGACCCCCCUGGUAUGACGAGCACGGCGCUCAGCCCAAAGAGGCCUUUGUCAUCGGGCUGUGUGGGGGCAGCGCCUCAGGAAAGACCACCGUAGCAAAUAAGAUUAUUGAGGCUCUGGAUGUGCCGUGGGUGGUGCUGUUGUCCAUGGACUCUUUUUACAAGGUUUUAUCUCCUGAGGAGCAGGUCCUGGCAGCGAGUAACGACUACAACUUUGAUCAUCCUGCAGCCUUUGACUUUGAGCUGCUGGUCGCGACUUUAAAGAAGCUGAAGCAGGGCAGAAGUGUGAAGAUCCCAGUGUAUGACUUCACGACGCACGGGAGACACAAAGACUGGAAGAACCUGUACGGAGCCAGUGUGAUUAUAUUUGAGGGCAUUAUGUCGUUUGCAGACAAACAGCUCCUUCAGCUCCUGGACAUGAAGAUCUUCGUGGACACGGACUCCGACAUCAGGCUGGUCCGCCGGCUGCGCAGAGACAUCACGGAGCGAGGGCGAGACAUCGAGGGCGUCAUCAAGCAGUACAACAAGUUCGUGAAGCCGGCCUUCGAGCGGUACAUCGAGCCAACCAUGAGGCUGGCGGAUAUCGUGGUGCCCAGAGGUGGAGGGAACAUGGUUGCCAUCGACCUCAUAGUUCAGCACGUUCACAGUCAGCUGGAGGAGCGUGAGCUCAGUGUCAGGGCGCUCCUGGCCUCGGGUCAACAGACUCAGACACUUCCACAGACACUGAGUGUGUUGGCGAGCACGCCGCAGGUCAGCGGCCUCCACACCAUCAUCAGGAACAAAGACACCAGCAGAGAUGAGUUCAUCUUCUACUCAAAGAGAUUAAUGCGGCUGCUGAUCGAACACGCGCUCACAUUUCUGCCUUCGCAGACGUGUUUGGUUCAGACGCCACAAGGCCACGAGUACCAGGGCCGCACGUACAGCGGCAGGGGGAUCACCGGCGUGUCUGUGCUGCGGGCAGGAGAGACCAUGGAGCCGGCUCUGAGGGCGGUCUGCAAGGACGUUCGCAUCGGCAAGAUCCUCAUCCAGACCAACCUGGACUCCGGGGAACCAGAGUUGCACUACCUGCGUCUGCCCAAAGACAUCGGUGAAGAUCACGUCAUCCUGAUGGACAGCACGGUGUCCACGGGUGCCGCGGCCAUGAUGGCCGUACGGGUCCUGCUGGAUCACGAGGUACAGGAGGAGAAGAUCAUGUUGGUGUCCCUCCUGAUGGCGGAGCUCGGCGUCCACUCUGUGGCCUACGCCUUUCCGAAAGUGAAAAUCAUCACCACGGCCGUGGACCAGAGUCUGGACGACUUUCUCCACGUGAUCCCUGGUAUUGGGGACUUCGGUGACCGGUACUUCGGCACUAACGGCUUCAGCAGCUGGAGCGUUGAGGAGGACGAGGAAGAACCGUCGUGUUGACGCCGACACCUGAGUGACGUCACCGAACUGAACCGGGUUUGUUUGUUUUUUUGUGUCGUCCUCAAAGACGCAGUCCUUUCACUUCACGGCAUUGAUCGGGUCAAGGUCGGGGCAGCGGUCCAAAACUUUUUUUCUGCAGCGCCCCCUUAUGGUAGAUAGAACUGUUGUCGAUGGCAUUUAAUCAACAGUUUGUGAAAAUCUCCUUAUAUUUAUACAGAAUCAGGAUGUUUUAUUUUAUCUCCUUAUUUAUUUCCAGCCUGUGCAGGUUGGUGGUUGUUAGGUGUUAGGUGACAACAGGAAACGACUGUAGUGUUGAAAACUCGAACUCAUUAACAGUCGCUGUCGGUGUGAACGUGGUGUGAAUCUACAAAGCUGCUGUUUAAUUCAGGUUCACUCUUCAGUUCCACGUCUGAUGGAGAAACGGUGACGUGUUUUCACCGCGGAGCAGUGAACGCACCGCCAUAACGAUGACAGUGAUGUGAUGUGCUGGACCGUCACAUGACCACUGGUCCUCGUCUCUCAGGUUCACACACAGGCCAACUAACCCUACACUCUGACGCACUGUUGAACCUGAAGGGGUCAGUGUUGCUCACAUUUGGCUCUCGGUGUGUCUUUAACAGAAGUCAUUUGACUACAGUGGGAAAAAAUUGAUGUCAGAAAUUAUGUUGGGUUUUUUUGUGAAAAAAGUCAAGUUAAUUUUUUGUAUUAUCCAAAUUAAAAAAAAGUAAAAACUGAAAAUAGAGGGGGGUUUUUCUUUAAAAAUGAAAAUGAAUUUUUGUGAUUUUACCAGAGGAUGAUGAGUUUUUUGGUGUUCUCCUCUCGUCAACGACACGUCGUCUGUGACUGUGUGAAUUUCCUCCUGUCUUUUUGACAACAAUGUUCAUCUGUUAAUUCAUUGGCCGUCAGAACCAUGUGGUUCCUGUCCUGUCAUCUUCUUCAUCCUCCUUAUUCUUAUAUAUUUUUUUAUUCUUCUUAUUUUUAUUCCUCCCUCCCUCACCCGUUCAGCGACAGUGUGAUCGUACAUUUCAUGCCACUCACGCUCUAUUCUCCAAGACGGCAGAAGAUUUGCUCGCCCAUGUGACUACUGCCUCAAGGUUAACCUGUUACCAUGGAGACAGGGCAGCCAAUGAAAAAUCAGCAGACGUUUACGAUGUUGACUGCAAGCUUUUUGUUUUACGGGGUGACCUAUUUUUUUUUUUUACCCUCCUCCCCCUCCUCACCCCUACCCCUGCCCCACCCCCCCUUUUCCCUCCAAAGCCACUCAGACACAGGCCUCAGCACUCGGGCGCACAGACGGUUACACACACACACACACGAUGAAGCAUGGCUACUGUCACACACACACACACACACACACACACAGAUGUGCUGCUACCUGAUGUUCCAGGGAGUUGAACCCACAACAUUUUUAAAAAUCUAAAAUCAUUGUUUGUGUAAAACGCUGGUGAAUUCAGAGUGCAUUCAUUGGACGAUUAUUUAUUUUUUUCCCUCCUAUUUUUCUUUUAUUAUUAAUGAGUUUAUUUUUAGACUAACAGAUGUUCAGGCAGCGCUCGGAUCAGAUCAGUGUUAAAACACCCGUCGACUCUAGUUUCCCUCCGUCUUUAAAAAACCCAGACUCUUAAGAUGAAACAUACUUUUCUCUUUUUCUUUUUUUUUUUAAAGUGCCACUUUAUUACAAAAGUAUAAACUUGACUGACAUUUCAUGAAUAGUAAUUUUGAUAGAAAACAUUACAAUCUUUUGCACGGAGCACUUAACUGACACGCUGUUGGAGUACAAGACCCUGUAGUUUGGAUAGUAAACACACAACAUUAGCUGCCACAUUUAACUUUUAGCUGCGUUUUCCAAAAACACACGGGAGCCGUGAAAACAAGGAACAGAACACGGGGUUCGUUUACAUUUGCAGCCCAGGUGCAGCCGGUGUUACAAGUCAUUCCAAAACACAGUUGAACAUAUUAGAAAAAAGAUAGAUUUAUUGACACUGAUGAUAUAUUUAUUAUUAUUCUUUCUCUUUUGUAUUGUACAUACACGUUGCAUCAACAUACAGUAUAGUCACAUUGUUUUCUGGGGGGGCGCGGCGGGAGGG
This is a messenger RNA of Cynoglossus semilaevis (tongue sole), 4152 nucleotides long. It is a transcript of the gene uckl1a, whose product is annotated as uridine-cytidine kinase 1-like 1a. The record is from RefSeq and is a predicted model, not a curated record. Lineage: Eukaryota; Metazoa; Chordata; Actinopteri; Pleuronectiformes; Cynoglossidae. Gene Ontology annotation, molecular function: kinase activity; ATP binding. Bases 404 to 2068 code for a protein of 554 amino acids. The transcript has 15 exons.